Messenger RNA from Capsicum annuum, 1030 nucleotides. RefSeq names its product large ribosomal RNA subunit accumulation protein YCED homolog 2, chloroplastic. Bases 114 to 845 code for a protein of 243 amino acids. The record is from RefSeq and is a predicted model, not a curated record. The transcript has 7 exons. Lineage: Eukaryota; Viridiplantae; Streptophyta; Magnoliopsida; Solanales; Solanaceae.
ACACAUAAUUUGAGACGGAGGGAGUAUGUGAUAUCCACUGUACCUAACAUGUUGUGAGAAUAAGGCCACAGAAGACAUAGAAAGAUAAGGAGAGAGAGAGAGAGAAGUGGGAUAUGGCAAGAGCUGUAAGUUGGUUAUCAUCAAGAAGCUGCAUAAACAGUAAUAUACCACAAGCUGGAGAACCUACUAAACCUUUCUUCUAUUUUCCACAAAGCCUAAGGGUCACCAAAGCUUCAUUAAAAGGAAAUGACUUCUCAUUGAUAACAAAAAGAAACGAAAAGGUUAGUAAGGGUUUGGUGAGAAUAUCAAGCUCAGAUGGAAGAUGGCAUGGAGAAUGGAAUUGUGAUUACAUUUUAUCUCUUAAAGAUCUUCAACUUGAAGAUUUAGUGGAAGAUCAUCAUCAAGAAGAUACUACUCAAGUUUCCAUUGAACUCUCUAUACACAAGCACACAGGCUUUGGCCUCUCUGUGGAUGGAAGAAUUAUCACAUGUUUCACCAGAAAAUGUAGCAACUGCUUUUCCCCAUACUGCAGAGAGAUUGAUACAGGCUUUAAAGUUUGGGUAUUACCAUCAAGCAGAGAGAAAGGAGGUACAGAUGAACUUCCACUGCUUGGUUGGGAUGAUCCAUCUGUUAUAUAUGUGAAACCAGGAUUUGAAGCUGACCUUGAUCCUUUAAUACAAGAUACCAUUAGACUUGCUACCUCUGUAAAAGAGACUUGUUCAGAAUCAUGUGAGAAAUCUGAACCUAAAUUGCAGCCAUUGGGUAAACAGAAUGUUGCUUCAAUUGAUAGGAGGUGGUCCAGAUUAUUAGAGCUCAAGAAGGGAAAUUUCGUGAAAUCUCAAUAGCCAUACAAGGCAAGGCACUUGGAUCACUGUAAAAGGAAAUAAUAUAGUAGGAACAAAAUCAACAUAUUACUUUCUCCUUUUGUUGAAAGAAUUAUGUUACUAUACUAUAAGUCAGUCGAAAUUGAAUGUAUAGCUCAACUGAAAAUCAGUUGCAAUAAAGUUAUGUCAACUGUCUGAGUGGCUCA